GAAAAUGUCUCGAUUACCUUAAUUAAUAAAACAUUACUAAAUAAAUUACGUACAUUGUAACAUAUUAUAACGUAUAAGUACCUUAUCGUUGUUAUCAGUAAUUAAUGCAAGAAGAUAAGUUUUGCAAUAAGGUAUUUUAUAUAACCGAAAAAAAGAGAAGAAAGAAGCAAAUUUUGUUAGGAAAAUGAGUGAAAUUUCAGCUUCUGUUCUUUUGUAUAGUAAUAAUACGAAAGAAAAUAUUCUAAAAAUCUCAUCACUAAUUCCUAAAACGUUACAUGAUGUGAGAAUCAAGAUAAAAAGAGUACUGCCAAUAACUUCCAGCUGUGAUGUGGCCAAUGCUGUUGAAAUUUCUUUAAAGGAAUGUGAAUAUGUGUUUUUAAUUGCUGACACAAUAGAUCUCGAUAUUCUAACACACAUUAAUUGUAGCAUUUCAAAGAUAUUUAAUGAAAAAGUGAUAGAAAGAUGUGUAAACUUUUGUUCAAAAACUGUAAGCCUUUUAGAACACAUUAAAGUUUUAUCCAGUCAAGAUUUUUCAGGCAAUAAUGUUGUUCUUUAUAUACAAGGUUUAUUUAUUAUAUUUUUCGUUGAAACAUUGGAAUCUCCAAUAAGUACUUAUGUAGUGCCUUUUUUAAAGAGAAGGUUAGUUAAAAAUAAUCUGAAGAGGGUACUAUACAUUGAUCAAGAAGUUGAUAAGUAUGAUGUUCCUGUUGACACCAUUAAUGGUGUUGCAGUGAAUGUGAAUAAAAAUCAUCAUUACUUAACUGUAACCAUUUCUUCAGUGAAUUUAGAAAAUUUAUUGUCAACAGAAAAAAUUUUGAAAGACAUGUUUAAAGAAGCCAUCCUCAAAGUAGAGGAGUGCACCAAUCUCCAAGACACUGUUUAUAAUUACAACUUUUCUUAUGUGAAAGAAUCAAUAGAAACAAUUGAAAUGUGUUUUGAAACAUACGAACCUGAAAAUGUACUUGUUGCAUUUAAUGGAGGCAAAGACUGUAUGGUUCUUCUUCAUUUGACUCUUGCUGUACUUAAAAGAAAUUAUUCAGACCGCAAUUUGAGGCCCCUUUGUCUGUACGUUCAAAGUGCUGAUCCUUUUGAAGAACUAGAAGAAUUUGUUGAGCACUGUAGGCAAUUUUACAAUUUAAAUUUAUUGAAAUUUAGCACUAAAGUAAAAGAUGCUUUGGAAUUUGUUUUAAAAAGUAAGCCAAAUAUAAAAGCUUGUUUAAUGGGAACAAGAAGGGAUGAUCCUUUUGCAUUUCAUUUGAAAGCAUUUCAGAUGACAGACCCAAAUUGGCCUCAAAUAAUGAGAGUAAGCCCUCUUUUGGAUUGGCACUACAGCUUUAUUUGGGAUUAUCUGUUAGAUUUACAAGUACCUUAUUGUAAAUUGUAUGAUCAGGGAUAUACAUCAAUUGGAAGCCGUUUAAAUACAAAAUUAAAUCCUUAUUUAUAUUAUCACGACCCAAAACAAAAUAUUAAAAAGUAUUUGCCAGCCUAUAAAUUACUUGAUGUAACUAAAGAAAGAAGUGGACGAUGUUGAUGGAAAUUUAAACAUGAUUUUAAAGCAAAAACUGUUAAUUAUUUAUCGAAAUUGAAUUAUUGUUGUUUGUUAUUCUAAUAUAUAAAUAUAUUAUAUAAAGGUAAAAGU
This is a messenger RNA of Agrilus planipennis (emerald ash borer), 1639 nucleotides long. Its product is annotated as probable FAD synthase. NCBI's taxonomy places the organism in Eukaryota, Metazoa, Arthropoda, Insecta, Coleoptera, Buprestidae. The coding region runs from base 185 to 1531 and encodes 448 amino acids. The transcript has 4 exons. Gene Ontology annotation, molecular function: FMN adenylyltransferase activity. The record is from RefSeq and is a predicted model, not a curated record. Gene Ontology annotation, biological process: FAD biosynthetic process.